Brassica oleracea var. oleracea is the source of this 1485-nucleotide messenger RNA. RefSeq names its product lysosomal Pro-X carboxypeptidase-like. Gene Ontology annotation, biological process: proteolysis. The record is from RefSeq and is a predicted model, not a curated record. The annotation marks the transcript as partial. The transcript has 11 exons. NCBI's taxonomy places the organism in Eukaryota, Viridiplantae, Streptophyta, Magnoliopsida, Brassicales, Brassicaceae. Gene Ontology annotation, molecular function: serine-type exopeptidase activity; dipeptidyl-peptidase activity.
CUCUCCAAAAUGUCAUCUAUCUUCCUCCUCAUGUCGAUAUCUUCAACAAUCUCUAUUGCACGUUCCGAAGUCACUCCACUAAGAAUUUUCGCAAAAAUUCCAAGGAAUGCAUCCGAAGAGAGACAGCAAGUCGACGACUCUACUGAUUCCGAUCUCAAAAUAUUUUAUUAUGAUCAGAAUCUUGACCAUUUCACGUUCACACCCAAAAGCUAUAUGACGUUUCAACAGAGAUACGCCAUCCAGUCUAAGCAUUGGGCUGGUGCUAAUGAUAACGCACCGAUCUUAGCGUAUCUUGGAGAGGAAUCAUCGUUAGAGACGGAUUUAUCUGUCAUCGGUUUCCUCCGUGACAACGGUCCUCGUUUGAAAGCCCUGCUCGUCUACAUAGAGCAUAGGUAUUACGGGACGUCCAUGCCAUUUGGAUCGGGAAAAGAAGCAUUGAAGAACGCGAGUACAUUGGGAUACUUGAAUUCAGCCCAAGCAUUAGCAGACUAUGCUGCCAUUUUGUUACACGUUAAGGAGAAGUACUCCGCGGAUCACAGCCCGAUCAUAGUUAUUGGAGGAUCCUACGGGGGAAUGUUAGCGGCGUGGUUUAGGCUAAAGUAUCCGCAUAUAGCACUUGGGGCAUUAGCAUCUUCGGCUCCUCUUCUCUACUUUCAAGACACACUACCGAAACAUGGUUAUUAUUAUAUAGUAACCAAAGUUUUCAAGGAAACAAGUGAGAGCUGUUAUAAUACGAUACGUAAAUCUUGGGAAGAAAUUGACAGAGUUGCUGUCAAGCCCAACGGUCUUUUGAUCCUCAGCAAAAAGUUCAGAAUUUGCAACACUUUGAACAACACAUUUGAACUUAAGAACUUCCUGGAUACCAUCUACGCCUCGGCAGCUCAAUACAACAGCAAUCAGUAUCCGGUUGCCUCAUUAUGCGAAGCUAUUAACAACGGGGUAAACAGUGAAAAUGAUCUACUUGGCCAGAUUUUUGCAGGUGUUGUUUAUGAUAGGGGCAACCGUUCAUGUUAUCCUUUAUCUGUUCAGCCCACAGAGGAUAGCAUAGCAUGGAAGUGGCAGACAUGCAGCGAGAUAGUUCUGCCCAUAGGACAUGACGAACAAGACACGAUGUUCCAAACGGAGCCGUUUCGUAUGGAUAUUAAAAUUGACCGGUGCAAACUGCAGUACGGUGUCCCGCCUCGUCCACAUUGGGUCACGGCUUACUACGGCAUUCAGGAUGUCAAGUUAAUCCUUCGACGUUUCGGGAGCAACAUAAUAUUCUCCAACGGAUUGUUAGAUCCAUAUAGCGUCGGCGGGAUUUUAGAAGAUAUCUCAGCCACCAUAGUCGCCCUUACAACACCGGAAGGCUCUCACUGUCGGGACAUUGUCUUGAAGAACGUAGGCGACCCAGAGUGGCUGCUUCUUCAGAGGAAAAAAGAAAUAGAGAUUAUAGUGUCUUGGAUCACAAGCUACAAAAGGGAUCUCAGAGAUUUUAAUAUAUAG